AUGCCCGCCCUUCUCGCGCAGGGCGCGCAGCAAGCGGCCGCCAUGCUCACGGGGCAGCUGCGGCGCGCGCCGUCGCUGCAGCGGCUGCAGCAGCUGCUGGAGGGAAAGAGGGGCGUGCUGAACGAGGUCCACGUGGCCGCGGCGGCGCUGAGGGCGGCCGAGCUCGCCAAACCCGCGCCCGGCGGCUCGCCCGAGCAGCAGCGGGAGGCCCGCCGCGGCGCGGCGGCGGUCAUGGCGCAGCUGUGCGACGAGCUUCGCGGCGGCGCGCUGCGCGGCAUGGCCGCCCACCAGCUGGCCGCGGUCGCGUCGGGGCUCGCCGCGGCGAGGCUCGCCCCGCCGGCCGAGGCCGCGGCCGCGAUAGAGGCGCACCUGAUCGGAGGCCGGGGCAGCGGCGGAGGCGGCGGCGGCGGCGUGCUGCGCUCGGCCGACGGGCCGGAGCUGGCGCAGCUCGCGCGGGCCCUGGCGGCCGCGCGGCUCGGGGGCGCGGCGCUGUGGCAGGCAGUGGCCGAGGCCGCGGCGGCGGCGGGCGGCGGCGGGGGCGGGCCAGAGGUGGCCGCGUUGGUCACAACGAUGGCGGCCGUCUCCAAAGCUUCCGCACACAUUGCAGCGGCCCCGGGCGGCAGCAGCAGCAGCAGCAGCAGCAGCGACGUUGGCAGUCGUAUCAGCAGCGGUGCAGCCGAGGCCGGAGCAGACGCCCCUGGCCUGCGGGCGGCCUGGGCGGCGCUGUGCGAGCGCGCGGCGGCCGAGGCGGGCCGCUUCACUUUGCAGGACGCGGCGGUCGCUCUGCACGCGCAGCAGGCGGCGGCCCCUCACAUUUUGGGGAGCCCCUGGCCCGCCUCGCGCCUCGCAGACGCAGUUGAGGCCGGCCGCGCCUGCGCCGGCGCGCCGGCGGGCCACGACCCGAGCUCCGCCGCGCAGCUCGCGCUCGCCGCGGCGCGCGCCGGGCGCAGGCCGCGCAGCCCGCUGCUCGCGCCGCUGCUGCGGCUGCUGUCGGCGCCGGGCGGCGCCGUGGCGCUUGCACCCGCAGACCUGAGCACCGCGGCGGAGGCGCUGGCGGCGGCGGCGGCGAACGGCGGCGGCGGCGGCGGGGGCGCGUGCGAGGCCGUGCCGGUCGCGGAGGCUGCCGCGCUCGCGGCAGAGUGCCGGCGGCGCCUGCGCGACUUCCACGCGGGAGAUCUCCUCCGCCUCCUGCGCGCCAUGUCGGCAAGCUUGCGGCAGCCCGACAAUGGCGGCUGCGGCACGGUCAUCGGCAGCGGCAGCGGCGGCGGUGGCGGCGGCGGGACGUUUUUGGGGGCGCACGUGCCUGAGACCGAGCACCUGUGGUUCGAAAUCGCAGACUGCCUGGCCGCGAAGGCGCAGCAGCUCAAGCCCAGCCAAUGCCUGCAGCCGCUGAGGGACUGGCCGGCGCCGGCGCCGACGCCGCCAGGAGGGGGGCGCCCCGUCAGCACCGCCGCCCCCGCCGCCCCCGAGGUUUUGCUGCAGGCGCUGGAGCGGCGGCUCGAGGCCGGGGCGAAGUUCGGGCAGCUGUCGGUGGGCGAGGCGGCGGAGGCGCUCGCGCUGCUGGCGCUGCAGCGGCGGCAGGAGGGGCGGGGCAGCGGCGCCGCCGGCCUCGAAAAGGCGGCGGCGGGGGCCGCCAUCCAGGCGCUCGAGCGGGCCCCGCCGGGGGACCUCGCGCGGCUCGUCGCCGCGCUCGCGCCAGGCGGCGGGCAGCAGCAGCGGCGGCUCCGGGACGCGGCCGCGCCGCGGCUGCUGCAGGCCUGGGGGCGCGUCGGCGCGGAGGGGCGGCGCGCGGCGGCGGGCGCGAUGGUCGACUCGGGGCACCCGGAUGGCGCCCUCCUCGCGCGCCUUUCGGGGCUUGGUGUUGGCGUUGGCGUUGGCGGCGGCGGGCCGACGGCGCUGGAGCGGGCGCUCGCCGACAGCGGCAGCAUGCAGCAGCUGGCGGUGCGCGUGCGGCGCCACCAGCCGGCCAUAGGGCCGCGCGAGCUCGUUGCCGCCGCGGCCGCCGCGGCGCGGAUCGCGGCGGGCGCUGCGGGGGUCGUGGGGCGCUUGGAGGGCGAGCGGCGGCGCCGGCCACGGUGGCGGAUGCAGGGGUUUGUGGCUGCUCCAUCCGAAGUGGGUUUGGAAGGGCGGCGACAAAACUUGCAGGGGCAGCAGCAGCAGGGGCAGCAACAGCAGCAGCAGAAGGGGCAGCAGCGAGGGCAACAGCAGGGGCAGCGGCAGGGGCGGCAGCAAGACGAGCUGCGGCAGCAGGCCCCAGGCCGGCCCCCCGAAGACGACGGCGCGGCCGCGGCGGCGUUUUGGGGUGACCUCGCGCCGAGCCUGCGGCGCCACGCGGCGUCCCUGGGCGCAGCGGAGUUGGCGGCGAUCGUCGGCGCGAUGGCAGCUCACGCCUCGCCGCCCCCGCGGGCGGCGGCGGCCGAGGCCUGCGCGGCGGCAGCCACAGCCGUCCAGCGCGCGGCGGCAGGCGGCGGUGGAUGGGGGGCGGCGGAGGCGGCGGUGCUGGGGCAGGCAGCGGGGGUGGCAGAGGCGGCCGCGGCGCUGGGGUUGCGGCAGGACGCGGUGUGGCGGCCGCUGCAGGGAGCCGUGGCGCGGCUCGCCGCCCUUGCAGCCACCCACCAGAGCGCUGGCGGCCUGCAGGACCCGCAGGGUUGUGCGGGCCCAAGCGGCCUUGCAGCGGGAACGGCGCCUGCGGCGGCGGCGCUGCGCGCCGUGGCGGCGUUCGCGGAGGGCGCGCCGGCGGCGACGGGCGCCCGCGCGCUGCAAAGCGCGGCGGAGCUGCUCUGGGCCGUCGAGCCGGCGGCCUUCGCGCACGGUCGGCCCUCCGCCGCCCUCGCGGCGCAACAGCAGCUUCCCGCCGCCCUCUCUGCGGCCGCUUUCGCCCUCUCCCGCUCCCCCGCGCCCGCGCCCGGCCGCCUGCGCGAGUGGCUGGCCGCGGCGGCCGCCACGGCGCCGUGGGACGGCUGCGACCGCCUUGGCGCCGCGGAGGCCGCGGCGGGGCUGGCGCGCAUGGGCUGCUGCCCGCCGGUGCUGGGGGACCGCGUGUGCGGCGCGGCGCUGAAGCUGGCGGGCUCGAUGGGGCUGCGGGAGCUGGCGGCGACGAGCGAAGCGGUGACGUACGGGCUGGCGCCGGAAGCGGCCGGAAGCGACUCCGUUGAUGGCGGCGGCGGCGGCGGCGGCUUCUCGGAGGGCCGCCGCCGCUGGAGCAGCAGCAGCAGCAGCAGCAGCAGCAGCAGCAGCAGCAGGGCGGGGCAAGUGGGCCCGAGGGUGCCGUAG
Messenger RNA from Monoraphidium neglectum, 3273 nucleotides. RefSeq lists its product as hypothetical. NCBI's taxonomy places the organism in Eukaryota, Viridiplantae, Chlorophyta, Chlorophyceae, Sphaeropleales, Selenastraceae. The transcript has 2 exons. Bases 1 to 3273 code for a protein of 1090 amino acids. The record is from RefSeq and is a predicted model, not a curated record.